AUGUUGACCCAGACCAAUUCUUUCCGGAAUCCCUUUGAAUUGAUUGAUGAAAUGAUUGGGGAUGUCGAAGUCAAUGUCGUCAACAAAUUUGCCCAGCGAUAUGCUGAGGUGAAGCAAGACUUGCAAGAUGGAUGGAAUGAUCCCAUCUUGCACGACAGACUUCAUUAUUUUGGAACAUCAACCCCGACAAAGGAUGAGGAUGGAUACCUUCCGUCACAACUCGAAUUGCAAAAGCGCAAGGAAAUUCGAUCACUGGAGUAUUCCUUGAGGUCCUCAGGUGCCGAACGCUUUCUACAGCGACUAAAUGGGGCCACUCAAUCCUUGUCAGCCGAAGAAUUCUUAAAAUACUGCGAGGGACAACCCGAAUUGAAAGAAUUGACCUUAAAGAAGGAGUUGACUCGAAUGCAAUACACACUAUACACACCAGAUGGCAUCAAAUUAACGGAUUCAAAGGAAAUUGCCAGCUACAUUGAGAAUGAAUCAUCUGAACUAUCACAACAACACGAAUUGCUUUAUCGCGCCAGCAAUCAAACCAUCUUUGCUGAUAUUAUUGUGGCCUUGACAUCUUUUAAUGGUCUCAUUCGACCCCAGCUUUCCGCUGGGACUUUUGUCAAUGAUUCUUCUCUGAUACUGGACCUGUCAAGUUCCCAACCACAUGUCAGAGGCGAAUGCUUUUUGAAUGUUUCGAUACCCGAUGGCCACAAUAGUCAAUUGUCACUCGCCGGAGCCUUGAUUGAAGUCUGUUUGUGUCCCGCUCGUAACGAAUUCCAGGCCAAAGUCUUGUACCUCAGUCCAUGUGGCGAGGAACCUCUAGCAGAACAGCAAGUCAAGGAUGCGGCCAAGUCCUUGGCCGAGAUUGCCAGCAUGUAG
Molecule: messenger RNA, 870 nt
Organism: Cylindrotheca closterium
Lineage: Eukaryota; Bacillariophyta; Bacillariophyceae; Bacillariales; Bacillariaceae
Source: the annotation of a GenBank genome assembly